AUGGCGGCACUCCAGCAGCCGGUAUGGCCCGUAGGGGAUGCUUUGAGGAGUUUCGCGACGGUGGUAGCGGAUAACGGCAGUGAGGAGGGGUUUAAUCCAGGGACGGUAUCGACGUUUAGAGGGGAACCGGCCCUCAGAAUCGCGAAAAAGGAUAUCAUGCAAUUGGCUCUUCCAUUCCAGCACGCACUUGUGGGUCGAUUCUCGUACAGCAGGCCACCCAUGGAGACGGUGCGGAAGUUCUUUCUGGAGUUGGGUCUGAAGGGGGAGUGUGCGGUCGCCUUGUUAGAUUCGAAUCACGUUCUCAUCAGACCAACACUGGAGGAGGAUUACACUAGACUCUUUGUCCGCCGUACGUGGUUCAUAAAGAGUUCGCCUAUGACUCUUUCGAAGUGGUCGUUGGAUUUCAAAGCCAACAAAGAGAUCUCAAUUGCGCCGGUCUGGGUCAGUUUUCCUGGCUUACCCAUACCGUUCUUCGACAGGCAGGUACUGAAUAAAUUGGCCUCAGUGUUGGGUCGUCUGUUGAAGGUCGAUGCAGCAACGGGGGAUCUGCGGCGGCCCUCGGUAGCCCGGGUGCUGGUUGAGAUGGAUGUAACCCAGACGCCUGUGACGCGGAUCUGGAUAGGGGAGGAAGAGUAUGGUUUCUGGCAGAAUGUUGAAUAUGAAGACUGGCCAGAGUUUUGUCAUUUUUGUGAACGGUUUGGCCACGAUCAGCAGAUAUGUUUCAAGAAGAACCCAGCGCUAAAACCUAACAAAAAUCCGCAACCGCAGCAGACACUCCCUCGGCCCACAUGGAUUCCGCGGCAGGGGAAAAAGGUGCGGCGGGGUAUGCAGCAGUCGACGAUGGCUGGAGAGGCGGGCGGAGUUGAAGGGGCUGAGGCGUUCGUUUUGGAUCAGGGGCAGCCUGAGGGGUGA
Molecule: messenger RNA, 912 nt
Organism: Coffea arabica (coffee)
Lineage: Eukaryota; Viridiplantae; Streptophyta; Magnoliopsida; Gentianales; Rubiaceae
Source: RefSeq, a predicted model, not a curated record